AUGUUUUGGAAAUACUUUACCGACGCUUCUGCUACGUCAGUUGCCUCUGUACUUGCACCAAGCGGCCCUGAGGUAGACUCUAAGCUCAUUGACGCCAAGCUCGACUCGGAGGGUCAAGCGAAGCAUAUCGAUGAACAGGAAGUGAUGAUCAAGAUACUCAACAAACAGCUAUCUUACUGUGAGAGUGAUUUGGCUACUCACAUGGAUCUCGUGAGCGCAUUACAGACAUCAUUGAGCGACUCUGAGAAGAAUCUUCUCAACGCGCGCAUGCAAGCAACGAAGCUUGCGAGGGAACGAGACUCGCUUAAUUCACAAAUUGAGGGCCUUCGCAACGAGUUACAGGAAGCGCGCCGUGAGGUUGUUACUGUUCGGAAAUCGAUCGUGGAAGAAGAACAGUCCCUCGAAUCGCAUCUCGACGAAGAACGACGUGCGAAGGAACGUGCUCGUGUGCAGCUCAACUCUCGGAUGGAGGAGCUACAAAAACGCAAAUCGAAGUUUGCUUGUCUAUAG
Messenger RNA from Suillus discolor, 510 nucleotides. RefSeq lists its product as uncharacterized. The transcript has 2 exons. The record is from RefSeq and is a predicted model, not a curated record. Lineage: Eukaryota; Fungi; Basidiomycota; Agaricomycetes; Boletales; Suillaceae. The coding region runs from base 1 to 510 and encodes 169 amino acids.